AUGGCCGACCAAGAUAACUCCACGCGCCGCCCUCAACGUGAAGCGAAGAAAAGAGCAGUAGCUGCACUGUGCGAGCAACGCAAACGAAAGCGCGUUGCACUCGGUGAUAUAACCAACGACGUCGUUUCAGAAACCGAGAAACUCGUUUCCGAUACUCAUAGUCACAGUCACCGGCAGAAGAAGAAGAGGAACACCGCUAAAUCUCCGGUGUCGGAUAAAUCGGAAGAUCCUCAGUUAUGUGAACCAUAUGUUUCGGAUAUUCACGAUUACCUUCGUAAUUUGGAGGUUGAUCCUAGUAAGAGGCCUUUACCUGAUUAUAUACAGAAAGUUCAGAGGGAUAUUAAUGCCAAUAUGAGGGGUGUUCUUGUGGAUUGGUUAGUUGAAGUUGCAGAAGAGUACAAGCUUGUUUCGGAUACGCUAUAUUUCCCGGUUUCUUACAUUGAUAGGUUUCUGUCUUUGAAUGAUUUGAGUAGACAGAAGUUGCAAUUUCUUGGUGUUUCUUCAAUGUUGAUUGCUUCAAAAUAUGAGGAGAUUAAGCCACCUGAAGUGGAGGAUUUUUGUUACAUUACUGACAAUACAUACUCUAAGGAAGAGGUUUUGAGUAUGGAGGCUGAAAUUUUGAAGUCUUUGAAGUUUGAGUUGGGUGGUCCUACGAUAAAGACAUUUCUAAGAAGAUUCAUCACUAAAGUUGGACAAGAGGGUGUUGAUGCUUCUGAGUUGCAGUUUGAGUUUCCUUUGCUGUUAUCUUGUUGA
Molecule: messenger RNA, 753 nt
Organism: Vicia faba (fava bean)
Lineage: Eukaryota; Viridiplantae; Streptophyta; Magnoliopsida; Fabales; Fabaceae
Source: the annotation of a GenBank genome assembly